AUGCUCGCCACUGCCCUGGCUCCACUCGCGAGCGUCAACGCGCGCCUCGCUCAGCCCGUCCACCCGACUCUGUACCCCUUCCCGCUGGCCACGACACUGCACGCCCUGCGCGUCGCCAUCGCAUACCGCGGUAUCUGCGCCGGUUUCCGCGCGCGACGACGUGCUGAAGGCAAACAUUCGCCCGCCGACCUGCACGUCUCGCUCUUGCGUGAUGCAGCGGGCUUCCUCGUCAUGGCGUGGGGCGGCGGGUUUAUCGCCAACUACGUGCUCUGCCAGAUUCCGGGGCAGCUGCUCACCGUCUGGCCGUGGAUCAACUAUCUCUCCGUCUAUCUGCUGACGAGUGCGGCCAUUUCUGUGGCGGGUCCACCGUCUGCAAAGCUGCUCGAUCUGGCGCUGCCCGUGCUCGACGGUGCGACCCGCUCGGCCGCGACGUACGGAGGGAUCAACAUGGUGCUCAACCACGCCAACCCGGCAGCUAGAUCGAGUCUGCUGUUGCAGGUCGUGAUCGGAACCAUCUCGGCGUGCGGUGGCGGAAUCAGCGCCUUCACCCUCAACGUCUUCGACCCGCUCGGCUGGAGCUUCGGCACGCCUUCCUUCCUCAAGGCGAAACGCCUGGUGGAAUUCACGGACAUCCUCGCUCCCGCGCUGGCCAGCGCCGUGUUUGGCGUGCUGACCCUCAGCCACCCCGGCUACGGCUCCGUGUUGACGUAUGUGGGUGAGAAGCCGAGGGGUUUGCUGAGCCAGGAGGGUGGCAAGGCGGUGAUCUCGCUGGUGAUUGGAACGUGUUUCUUCCUCAGGGCGAUCUGGCUGCAUGUUCUGGCGCCUGCCGGGGCUGCACCGGCACCGCGGCCGAUUGCGGGAAACAAGGCGACCCGCGGUGCCGCUAGCAAGAAGGCCUAG
Sporisorium graminicola is the source of this 900-nucleotide messenger RNA. RefSeq lists its product as uncharacterized. The record is from RefSeq and is a predicted model, not a curated record. Bases 1 to 900 code for a protein of 299 amino acids. Lineage: Eukaryota; Fungi; Basidiomycota; Ustilaginomycetes; Ustilaginales; Ustilaginaceae. The transcript has a single exon.